Molecule: messenger RNA, 1258 nt
Organism: Arabidopsis lyrata subsp. lyrata
Lineage: Eukaryota; Viridiplantae; Streptophyta; Magnoliopsida; Brassicales; Brassicaceae
Product: putative B3 domain-containing protein REM15
Exons: 3
Coding region: 311-1105 (264 amino acids)
Molecular function (GO): DNA binding
Source: RefSeq, a predicted model, not a curated record
AGUGAAAAUAGAUGGCUAGAGACUCACAAACGGUUGGAAAGAGUUUACUCUCGUAUCGAUGACAUUGUUGUUUUCAGACAAGAGAGAGAGAGAGACAUGACUUUCCACGUGACAAUGUUUGGAUCUAACUCUCUCUCUCUCUCUCUCUCUCUCUCUCUCCGACAUAACCUGGAAAGUGAAAAUAGAUGGCUAGAGACUCACAAACGGUUGGAAAGAGUUUACUCUCGUAUCGAUGACAUUGUUGUUUUCAGACAAGAGAGAGAGACAUGACUUUCCACGUGACAAUGUUUGGAUCUAACUUAUAUUUAAGAUGUGCUCAUAUAGUGGAUUUAGUCUCUUCUUUUCAGGAAAUAAUCAAAGGACAAAGAAAGUGAGAAAGAAUCCAAGAGAAGAAGCAGAGUCUUCACUAGAUCUCUCUUAUUUCGUGGCUAAUGUCACAUCUUCGAAUAUACGUUAUGACUCACUGAAUCUUCCAAUGAGAUUUGUGAGGGCAAAUGGUGUAGACACAAGAUGUGGAGAGAUGAUUCUGAUUAACGAAAAUGGCAAAUCAUGGACUGUAGAUUUGAAACGAAAGAAAUCAUGUGGAACUACUUACAUUAGACGAGGAUGGAGAAGUUUUUGUCAUGCUAAUGGACUUAGAGCUGGAAGUUCCUUCACUUUCAAACUCAUCCAAAGAGGAGCAACUUUGUGUUUACGUUUAUCCCCUAGAGAGCUAAAAGAAGAAGAUUGCUUAUCAGAACCUGAAACUAACCAAGACGAGAGAAGCUCACAGGAAUGCACAAAAAGAAAAUUUAAGAACUGUUUUGUAACAGUAACUCUUACACCUUACAACAUAGAACAAUCUAAACUGGUGCUUCCAAUACCUUUCACAAAGGUAAAUGACAUCGUAAAGGCAAAGAAGAUGAGUCUGUUGGAUAAACAUGGCGUGAAGUGGUCUAUCAAACUGUGGUUUGAGGUGGAACGUAAGAGAAUGAGAUUGGUGGGAGGUUGGAAAGAGUUCUGCUACGCUAACGGUGUGAAGAUAGGAGAGUCGAUCAUCCUGGAGCUGAUUUGGGAAACAGAGGAAAGCUCUGUUCUUAAGUUUUGUUCCAAGGUACAUUUCUAGAAUGCUAAGUGUACCUCAAGGCAUUAAAUUACUUAAACCUAUGUUUUAACUAGUGACAAGGUCCAUUUCUAGAAUGCUAUUUUUGUGUGAAGAAGUCAUUGUAGGUUGACAUUAUGGUGGCUAAUUAUAACUUUGUGGAUGCAUCCUUUAUCA